AUGAACUCCAGCUCACAACAGAGCAGCAUCGCGGAAGGCGCUACUGCGGCCGAGAUGCGCGUUGUGUGUGCGGAUGUCGCAAAGGCAGAUGGGGAAGGGAGCGCGGCUUUGCAGGAGGAGGGGGUCUCGGGCCAAGUGGAUGUCGAGCAGGCGGCGAAAGAGCGCGAGAGUAUGAACAUCGAGUUCCACGACGCGUGCGACGACCUUUCUCAGGAUGUCGAUUGGUCUACCACCGACGACGACAGCGAGCUGAGCUUUGAGGACGCGGAGGUCGGUACGAAUCAGCAAUUCGCCGACAAUGUGCUGGACCAAAGCCCGCCAGCUUAUGAGGAAUCGGAAGCGCUGUCAUCCGAUUCCGAAGACUCGAUGACGGAAUCUUUGUCGUCUGAGUCCAAUUUUUGGCCGGAACUUGUCAGGCGUCUUAUGCGCGACGUGAAUCGGGAGGAAAUCGGUAGGCAGCAAGCGGAGGAGCACGUCACAGCGCUGGAGGAGCAGCUCCGAGGCGCUGGACUCGUUCCAAUUCCUCGACCCGCGUCGCAAGGGACUCUGGCUGAGCGCACCGCGGGUCGUCUGCAGGUCCAGUACGAUCAGGUGGACAGGGAGGCGGACCUGCACGUAGGGCAGCUAAUGGAUCUAACCAUCAAGGUCGAUGAGCUGGAGGAAGAGAAGGGAAAAGCCUUGGCGGACAACGUCGAGCUGGAGGAGAAGCUGGCCAGCAGUAACGAAGCAAUGGACAGCCUGAAGAAGGAAGUCUGGAGGCUCAGAGAGGAGAAUGCAGCUGGACUUGCGAGAGACUUUGAAGCUGUAGAGACUCUCGAGCGGGAGCGUCAAGACGCCGAGGAGGACAAGGCCGAGCUUGCAGAGCACAUUGCUCAGCUGGCCGCGAUCAAGCAGCGUGAUGAUGCAGCGAUCGCGGAGCUGAAGGCCAAAGUGCAGCGGCUCGAGCAGACUUCUACCAGGGCUCAGUUGGUUUCCAGUGGCGCGCGCACCACUACCUUGCCUUCCCGCAAACAUUUGCCGCAGCAGCGAUCUGCACCUCUUGCUCGCGUGCUGCCGGCGAGCAAUGCUCCGCAGCCUCAACGUCAACGACCAUCGGCUCUCUCUCGCAUUAUGCAGUUAAGUGACGACGCUGGCGACAGCAGCUCAAUGCGCUCGCACGAGGGCAACACAUACACUGCCGGUCCGCGCUCGCACAGCUGGUUCAAGUGGACCAACAGUGGACUGCGCAUUCUGCAUGGCUCGCCCAACUCUUCCGGGGCCAUUUCAGUGACGGCAAACGAGGACGACUUUGCGGGACCCGAUUCCGACUAUUCGAGCAGCCUCGAGUGA
Molecule: messenger RNA, 1329 nt
Organism: Ceraceosorus guamensis
Lineage: Eukaryota; Fungi; Basidiomycota; Exobasidiomycetes; Ceraceosorales; Ceraceosoraceae
Exons: 3
Coding region: 1-1329 (442 amino acids)
Source: RefSeq, a predicted model, not a curated record